GCGCUUUGCCUUUCUCGGACGAAUAGUCUCAUCCCAUCUCCGGAGCUUUCAAUUACCAACCCACCCAUCCCAUUAUCACUCAUCUUGUAACGACCGUUUCUAGGUUGUGAAACAUCCCACCUCACACGUCCGACCCGUAGCUGCUUUGGCUGCAUCAUGCUCAAGGGGGUCAAGGUGAGUCACACACCCUUCUGCUCUCAGGUUUGGCCCCACCCACGUUCCCCCCCUCCGAUCCGGAAGGAGUAGUGGCAAUCUAUCGCAUGAGAAAGCUGAUUCCAUGUUCGUUCGCCAGCAACUAUGGCCCUCGUCGUCUUCAUCUCAGAAUCAGAGUGGUUCAACCGCCUUGACAGGAGGUGACAGAGAUACUUCAUCACCCACUCUCUCUCCUUCGACGUCAUUCGCUCAUCUAGGUGGACCGGCUGAUCAAUCGACUCCGAAAGCAUCUUCUCAAGCGACUCCGAAUCCCUUCGAUGCCAUCUCCACUCCCGGUGCGGGACUUGCCAGAUCUACCGCUGGUCUGUCACUUGAUCCCAGCAAGAGAUCAAGUUCCCCAGCUGUCACGCCUCAUCCUGGUCCCUCGGGCUUGAGAACACCUACUUCCCACUCGUUUAUGCCCUUACCGCUCGGUACACCUGGAGCCGGUCAACCCACGACCGGCGUGACCGUUGGCGAUGCGGUCGGAUCUAACACCGGUAUGGGAUUCGGACUACAUGAGCCCCCAAAGAUGAGAAAGGCCAUGAACAAAGCUCCCGACGGAUCCAAUGGGAAUGGACAUACCAUUCCAGAGGAAGAACACACGGGAGGGACUACGAAUGCUACCACCACCUCUGGUACAUUGCCUGGUUCCGGAGGUUCUUCCCUCAGCAUGUCUAAACCGCCCGGUGCUGGCGCGAUGCAGGAACAAAGUCAACCUGGACACUCUCAUUCCUCCAACUCGGCGCCAAGAGGUACACUCUCCGUCAAGCUUAUCUCGGCUAGAGGACUGGCAGUCUCCCAUUCCCAAGAUGCCGAUCCUCAGCCCUACGUCGUUAUUCAAUUCGAGCAGAAUGAAUUCGUUUCCCGUCCUCCACACCCUGUAGCUUCACCCGCUUCGGUUCCCUUCACCACAUCUCAAGCUCAACCGAUGAACAACUCCAAUAGCGGUCCCGGUAAUUUGACACGUAGCACCUCUGGCUUGGGGGUCGGAACGAUUACCAGAGCGUUUGCAGAGGCCGUAGGGAGGUCUUCAAAGAAGAAGGAUCUGGAUGAGAGUGGAAUGAGGACGCCGCGAGCCGAAGAACCAGUCGCAGGGAUGAGCUGGUUGGGUAGGCCCGGUCCUGGGGAUCCCGUCUGGAAGGAGGAAGUAGCCUUCGACUUGACAUCCUCCACAUCCGCCUUGCAUGUCUCGGUUUACGAUCGUAAUCGACCAGACGAAGGCUUCCUCGGUAUGCUGGAUAUCAAACCGGUCCUCAAGGACAACUACACCUUGGACAGCUGGUACAAGCUAGGUACGAGAGGAGAGGAGAACGUCACUGGGGAGCUGUGGAUCCAAGUCACAUAUAAUGCGAUCAGGAGCAAAGCGCAUCUCAAACCAUCCGACUUUGAAUUCCUCAAACUGAUCGGUCGAGGUACCUUCGGCCGAGUCUUUCAGGUCCGAAAGAAGGACACUCGUCGUAUCUACGCGAUGAAGGUUUUGUCAAAGAAGGAAAUCGUCGCAAAAAAGGAAGUCGCACAUACCAUCGGAGAACGGAAGAUCCUUCAGAGAUCCCUGGAAUGCCCGUUCCUCGUUGGCCUCAAAUUCUCUUUCCAGACCGAGAAGGAGCUUUACUUUGUGACGGACUACAAGUGUGGUGGAGAGCUCUUCUGGCAUCUGCAAAAGGAAGGGAGAUUCAACGAGGAUCGAGCGAGAUUCUACAUUGCCGAGCUAAUCCUGGCUUUGGAGCAUUUGCACAAGUACGACAUCGUGUAUCGUGAUUUGAAGCCUGAGAACAUUCUGUUGGACGCGACAGGGCACGUCGCUCUCUGUGAUUUCGGACUGUCGAAGCCUGAUUUAUCGAAUGACCAGCUCACCAACACGUUCUGUGGGACGACUGAGUAUCUCGCUCCAGAAGUGUUGCUGGACGAGAAGGGUUACGGCAAGCAUGUCGACUUCUGGUCUCUCGGUGUGCUGCUUUUCGAAAUGUGCUGCGGAUGGAGUCCAUUCUAUGCAGAGCACACUCAGGAGAUGUACCGAUUGAUCUGUUACGGCAAGAUCCGGUUCCCAAAACAUGUCAUUGGCGACGACGGCAAGCAAUUUGUCAAGGGCCUUCUCAACCGGAACCCGCAGAACCGUCUCGGAGCGAAGCGCGGAGCCGCUGAACUCAAGGAGCAUCCCUUCUUCUCGCAGAUCGAUUGGGAUCUGUUGUACCGCAAACAAGUCACUCCACCUUUUAAACCUAUCGUAGAUUCAGACGAGUCCGUCGCCAAUUUCGAUCCGGAAUUCACCAAUUCGUCCUUACAAGAUGCGGGCAUACAACCAUGGGAUGAAGAUGAGUCUGAAUCCUCAUCCAGUGUUCAACGUCACAACUACCUCGGACCUGGCGGCAGUCUCACUUCCCCUGCUGGGCAACACAUGGCCAAUCGGAAUGCUGUGCCAAUUCAAAAACCUGGACCUAAGCCUGUUCCGGGAUCUGAGGGAUCACCUUUGACCAGCAGUCUUCAGGAGAACUUUAGAGGCUUCACCUACACUGGCGAAUCAUCGUUGAUGCCUCAGUCACACCUCCACGAUCAUUCAAUGGACGAUCACGACGAUAUGGAAAACGCCGUGGACGACGAUGAAGACGAUGAAGGUGAUGAUGAAGAUCUCGAUGACGAUUAUGACGGUGAUGGCGUGCGCACAAGAAGACAGAGUGACGUCGAUAUGGACUAGAUCGCAUCAUCCCUGCGAAUGUGCAGCUCAAGAUAAACCUCACUGGAUCUGGCCCCUGGCUCGCUUCCGAGCCGCAGCACCUCGAAAGGUCAAUCCGGCUCUCAGUGCAUCUUUCGCCAUGUAACUCUCUGUCAUUUUGGACCCGACAUUCGUAUUCCCAUCGAUCACGCUUGUAUACUAUGUGUAUAGUAAUUUUCGAGGAGCGUAUCUCGAGUCAAUCUACCUACUUUUCUUGACACUCUCCCCUUC
Messenger RNA from Kockovaella imperatae, 3136 nucleotides. Its product is annotated as kinase-like domain-containing protein. NCBI's taxonomy places the organism in Eukaryota, Fungi, Basidiomycota, Tremellomycetes, Tremellales, Cuniculitremaceae. The transcript has 9 exons. The coding region runs from base 278 to 2887 and encodes 869 amino acids. Gene Ontology annotation, biological process: protein phosphorylation. Gene Ontology annotation, molecular function: ATP binding; protein serine/threonine kinase activity. The record is from RefSeq and is a predicted model, not a curated record.